Drosophila grimshawi is the source of this 4247-nucleotide messenger RNA. It is a transcript of the gene ens, whose product is annotated as ensconsin. Bases 33 to 3854 code for a protein of 1273 amino acids. NCBI's taxonomy places the organism in Eukaryota, Metazoa, Arthropoda, Insecta, Diptera, Drosophilidae. Gene Ontology annotation, cellular component: microtubule cytoskeleton. The record is from RefSeq and is a predicted model, not a curated record. The transcript has 15 exons. Gene Ontology annotation, biological process: microtubule cytoskeleton organization.
AGUGUAGAUGUAGAAAAAUAUUAAGUGAGAAUAUGGCGAGUCUUGAGGGCCAGCAAGAAAAUUAUUCGAAUAACCCAGCAGUGGAAAACAUACCCAAACGACCCGUUAGCCGAGAGGGGAGCGCCGAACGAAAAGUGUCCAGAGAUCGCGAGGAGAAAAUCAAAUAUGCGCGUGAUCGCCAGAACGAGGAGCGACAGCGUAAAAUCGAGGAGCUGCGCGCCCAGGCCGAGGCGGCGCAAAAAUAUCGCGAACAAAAGGAGGAGGAGCGUCGCCGGCGCAUCGAUGAGAUACGUGUCCGGGACACAGAGAAGCGUCAUCUCGUCGAGGAGCGCAAGCGGGCCAUUAUCGAGGCCGAGAAGGAGCGACGCGAGUACAUACUCAAAAAGAAUACUGAGCGCGAUUCACGAAUAGAGACAAAGAAACGUGAUAGAAACACAACUCCGUUCGCUUUUGGCUCGUCAACGCCACGUCUGUUGGAUGUACCGGCGGAUUAUGGCCUGGUAUCGCCCAGCACCUUUUGGAGCCAGCGACGUUCAACAUCUAUAUCGAACGUGGCGGGUGGCUCGCUCUCACGUCGCAGUUCCGAGCGUGAACUAGCCGAUGGUGGUGCUAAGAAGCGUACUUCCUCAUCCACGGACAGACACGAUGAUCAUCGCCGCAAGUCUUCGUCCAUGUACGAGGUGUUCAAUUGGGGCUAUUCCAAUGAUGAGCCGCCCAAGCGAUUUUCGCUUUCGAUAGCCGGUGGCGAUAUAAAUAUCGAUGGGCCAGCGUCCAUUAUAAAAACCAACGCCCAAAAACUGACUUCCACACCAACAACAACAACAGCGCACAGACCAAAUAUACCAACAACAACAGCAACUGCAAGCCACAACAAUAACUCAUAUCGUAAGGAAGAUAUCGUUGACACAACAACACAACAGAACAUGAUGUUCCGAAGCGUUUACCGCAGGAAAACGGAUCUCAUGCCGACAAUACCCAGCCCUCGAGACGGGCACUACGGUUCGCGCAGCUCACUGAGCACCACGCCCCGAACACCAGGACGCGCCUAUUCCAUGAAUCGCUUGGAUCAGCUGGCGCAGCCAAUUCGACGCAAUGGCGAGCAUGUUCGUGCCAUUCUGGAGCGGGAGCGUCGCGAAAGCGAACUGGAAAUGUUGGACGAGACGGCUUCACUGGGUGGUACUCGUCGUACGCCACAUGGCGCUCGCGCCGGACAGCGCCGUGCCGGCUCUGCUGGCGCUAGUGGCACAUCCAGCGCUGUGGGCGCCAUGUCGCGUAGCAUGACCCAUCUGGUGGCAGCUGGCAGCGGGCAGCGAGAACGUGGCAAAUAUUCGUUGGGCGGUGGCAUCUCGACCAGUUUCCGGCCCUUGGGCAGCAGUGGCGGUCAGCAGCGUGACAGCAGUAAGAGCAUGACACAGAUUAGCUAUACUACAUGGUCGCACAACAACAACCACAAUCCACAACAACAACAACAACGGCAGUCAAAUCUUGGCUUGCAAACAGCUGCAACUAAAAAAUAUCUUCAAUCAUCAUUUGCCUCCUCAUCCAACAACAGCAACAACAACAACAGGCGUGCCCAGCAACAACAAUAUGCGAUUUCUACUUCAGCUAUUACUAACCCUAACUACUACCAACAACACCACUACCACCACCGUUAUCACGACCUCGAUCCAAACUCAUUGUUGCUCAUGAACUCUUCUAGUUUGUUAGUGAAUGCAGGCUCGCGUUCCGGCAAUGUGACACCCGGCGGACAUGGCGGACAUCUGAGCGGUUCGCGACCCGGCAGCGCAAUGUCCACAUCCACAACAUUGUCCACAUCGGGUGGUGGACUGGUGCCCAGGCGCCCGCAGACGGCGCCACGUAAACCACGCCCAGCCAGCAUAGCCGGCACCGGCAUGUCCUUGGAGGAGAUCAACAAACUGAAGAGGGACAAUAAGCCGCCGUUGAAGACAACAAACAAUGGGGCCUCGCCAACAACCACGUCUACAGCACAAACGACACCCAAACGAACUCCGAACCUCAUGUCCACCUCAAUGAUCGUGACCUCCAGUUCAUCGCGCAUGCACAGCGCCGAAAAGAAGACGCCAUCAAAGCGGGAAACAUUACCGCCAAAGUCUGCAUCCGCUUCGAAGACACAGCCCAGUCGCACCGACAGCAUGGAGCGCAUUAAUCGACGCACCAAGGAGUCAACAAUCAAAGCAGCCGCACCGAUGAGCUCAUCUAUGAUUGUCACCACGAGUGCCACCACGGCAACAGUGACAACUGCUCCAGCAGCUGCAGCACCCGCACCCGAGCACCCGGCUAAUGGUGUGGCCAAGGAGCCCGUAGAGCUGGCCGCAGAAGUGCCUGCUGUAGUUUCUGUGCCUGCUGAAGCUCCAGCAGUGCCCGUCAGUGUUAGCAAGGCGGAAAAGGAGGCGCUGAACACAGUCAAAACGGAGCAAAUUGAGCAGCAGCAGCAGCAGUUGAUGCAAGUUGAAGCACAGCCCGAGGCAGCUGCUCAAGUUGUGGAGCCGGUGGCACCAAGAGAGGAGCCCAUGAUUGCCUCUGUCAACGUCGAGGAGAAGGCGGACGAGGGCAAUGAGAAGCCGACGCAGCCACAGGAGCCAAUUGCCCAAAAGAAGACAUCCCGCAAUGGCAGCAAGGAGAACUCGGAGGUGCGCGAGCUGACUCCACCAGUGGCAGCUGUGGCAAAUCUGAAUGUGGAUGUGGGCAGCGAUCUGAUGACCGCAUCGAUGAUAGCCAGAAAGAUAACGACUGAGGAGCAGGCAAAGGCGGCAUUAGCCGAACGACGACGUCUGGCCCGCGAGGAGGCCGAACGACAGGCGGAAUUGGAGCGCCAACGACUCGAGGCCGAGCGUCUCGCUGAGCUCAAGGCCCAGGAGGAGGAGGCCGAGAGACAGCGACUCUUCGAGGAGGAGUCGACACGCCUCGCCGAGGAGCAGCGUCGUGGCGAGGAGGAGCGUCUCCGCAAGGCCAUCGAGGAAGCCGAGCAACGCGAGGAGGAGGAGCAGCGUCGGCGCGAGGAUGAGGAACGUCAGCGCAUCGAGCGCGAGGAGGCCGAAAAGAAGGCCAAGGAGGAGGCUGAGAAGCAGCGCAUCGAAGUCGCCGAGCGUCUCAAGCGCGAGGAGAAAGAGCGCGAGGAGCGACGCAAACGCGUCGAGGCAAUCAUGUCGCGCACACGCAAAGGCGGCGCUGCUGCUGCCACGCCCGCCAAGGAUUCCGCUGAUGCGAAGACUGUGUCUGCGCCCAAAGAGAACGAUACGAACAGCAGCAGCAGCAACAACUCAGCUGAUGGCUCACCAAGCAGCAGCAGCACAGAUGCCGUCGCACCACCCACAGAGCCACCGACCACUUUGGUGGCGGUGGAGUCGUCCACAACGACGACGGUGACGGCGAUGGAGCCAACAGUCAACCAUCAGACAACGUAUGAGCAAUCGGUGCUGGACAAGGAGAACUCGCUGAUAAAUAGCUUCUCCAAUAUGAUUAUCGAUGAGAAUGCCAAGAACUUGCACCAAUUCGAGGUAAGCAAUGGUAAGCUGCAUGUGGAAACAAUGCCGGCAACAGUUGCAGCAACUGCACCAGCAACAGCCGUGGCUAAUGGCAAUGGUCAUAUUGAGAACGGAAACAAUAAGAACGACAUCAAUCUGCUGCAGGAUGCAGUGACUCCGGCUGAUGUUACACAGCUCAUCGAUCUAAGCAUUGAGUCACAAGAUCAUCUACAACACCAACAACUACAACACAUCAACAUUAACAAUAAUAUAAACAACAAUAACAGCUUGCUGACAAUGGGCACAGCGGCAACCAACACGCUAGUCACUGCUGAUAGUCACGAGAAUAAAGAUAUAUCGUUGCUGUGAAUCCGUUGGAAGUGGAAACCAAACCAGAUUGUUUUCGACAACUAUCUAAAAAAAAGAAGAAAACAAAAGAGAAAAACAAAAACAAAAAACUGAUAUAUAGCUAAAUGUGUGUGGAGUAUUUAUUUAUAAAUUUGAGUUAGGAUCCAUCCAUCCAGGCAAAAGCGAGAUGUGUGGUUGGAAUAUUUCCGUGUGCAGAGAUAAAAAGAAAGCAACAAAUUAUGGUUACUAGAGAUACACUAACAAACAGGAAAACAAAAAGCUUAUAACAACUAUAUACAUUUUAUUAUAUAUACAUAUAUUUAUAUAUAUAUAUAUAUAUAUAUAAACUAAACGUACGGAUUAUGAUGAUCAAGGAGGCAAAGCUGCAAGAGAUAAAAAAUAAUAAAGAUAUGA